Drosophila eugracilis is the source of this 1353-nucleotide messenger RNA. RefSeq names its product putative gustatory receptor 28b (gene Gr28b). The record is from RefSeq and is a predicted model, not a curated record. Gene Ontology annotation, cellular component: neuronal cell body; dendrite; axon. NCBI's taxonomy places the organism in Eukaryota, Metazoa, Arthropoda, Insecta, Diptera, Drosophilidae. Gene Ontology annotation, biological process: sensory perception of taste.
AUGUCCGCCUUACGUCGUGUGCGCAAAUACUUUAUAUCCUCGCAGGUCUACGAGGCACUGCGUCCUUUGUUCUUCUUGACUUUCCUAUAUGGACUGACGCCAUUCCAUGUGGUGAGAAGGAAAAUGGGUGAAUCCUACUUGAAGAUGUCCUUCUUCGGCGUCUUCAACAUCUUCAUUUACAUCUGCCUCUGUGGGUUUUGCUAUAUCUCAUCUUUGAGGCAGGGUGAAUCCAUAGUGGGUUACUUCUUCCGCACUGAGAUCUCCACCGUCGGCGAUCGCCUGCAGAUCUUCAAUGGUCUGAUAGCUGGUGCCGUGAUCUACACCUCGGCAAUCCUAAAACGCUGCAAGCUUUUGGGCACCCUAACUAUUUUGCACAGCCUGGAUACGAACUUUUCGAACAUUGGAAUACGGGUGAAGUACUCGAGGAUAUUUCGGUACUCACUGCUGGUGCUGAUCUUCAAGCUCCUGAUCCUGGGCGUGUAUUUUGUGGGAGUUUUCCGGUUGCUCGUCUCACUGGAUGUCACACCAUCGUUCUGCGUUUGCAUGACAUUCUUCCUGCAACAUUCGGUCGUCUCCAUUGCGAUUUGUUUGUUCUGCGUGAUUGCCUUCAGUUUCGAGCGGCGCCUCAGUAUCAUCAAUCAGGUCCUCAAAAAUCUCGCCCAUCAAUGGGACUCUCGCAACCUGAAGGCAGUGACCCAAAAGCAGCGAUCUCUCCAGUGCCUGGAUUCCUUUUCCAUGUACACCAUUGUAACCAAAGAUCCAGCUGAGAUCAUACAAGAGUCCAUGGAGAUCCACCAUCUGAUUUGCGAGGCUGCUGCCACGGCCAACAAAUAUUUCACCUACCAACUGCUGACCAUUAUCUCCAUAGCUUUUCUGAUUAUCGUUUUCGAUGCCUACUACGUUUUGGAAACUCUGCUGGGAAAGUCAAAGAGGGAAAGUAAAUUCAAAACAGUGGAGUUCGUGACGUUUUUCUCCUGUCAAAUGAUCUUGUAUCUGAUUGCCAUAAUAUCCAUUGUGGAGGGCAGCAAUCGGGCUAUCAAGAAGAGCGAGAAAACGGGUGGCAUAGUGCACUCUCUACUCAAUAAAACCAAAAGUGCUGAGGUCAAGGAGAAGCUGCAGCAGUUCUCCAUGCAACUGAUGCAUCUCAAGAUUAACUUCACAGCAGCUGGCCUCUUUAACAUUGACCGCACUCUGUAUUUUACGAUCAGCGGGGCCUUGACCACUUAUCUCAUCAUCUUGCUGCAGUUCACCUCCAAUUCCCCCAGCAAUGGCUAUGGGCAAGGCAGUUCCUGCUGCGAGUUAUUCAACAGUACAGCUAAUCAUACGGUUUAGAUGUGUUUUUAGUGUCUUUGA